This is a messenger RNA of Pocillopora verrucosa, 2614 nucleotides long. RefSeq names its product katanin p60 ATPase-containing subunit A-like 2. Gene Ontology annotation, molecular function: ATP hydrolysis activity; ATP binding; protein binding. The record is from RefSeq and is a predicted model, not a curated record. NCBI's taxonomy places the organism in Eukaryota, Metazoa, Cnidaria, Anthozoa, Scleractinia, Pocilloporidae.
UGGAAAAACAAAAUGGCGUCCCUUGCGACCUGGAAAAACUAAAAGUUCGAAAAAUUAUUUCCUGUAGCAGAUAGAUGACACAAGAACUUAGCUAUAUGCAGCUCAAGACUGCGAAUGAAGCAAGACAAGCGGAAGAACAACGAUGCGAACAGCGGAAAAGAACUCUAUUGGUACUUAUCACCCAUUACUUACGAGAAGAGGGUUAUAUUGAUUCCGCUCAUGCUCUCGAGAAAGAAGGUGGUGCAAGUUUAACCAAGUAUGAAGUCUGCGACAACAUUGACUUGCCAACAAUUUUACAGGAAUUUGAGUCGUAUCAUUUGGUAAAGUUUAAUAGAGGGCCGAAAAUUAUAAAGAAAAAGGUGACAAGUGCCGAUACCAACAGGGCAUUGCCUCCAAAGCCAAAAUCUUUAUCUGGAAGCUCUCGUAGCAGUUCUGUGUCACUUCCAAGUAUUAAUGGCCAUUCAGGAUCAACAGAUAGUUCUCAGUCCCCAAGUUCAUCAAAAAGACCCAGUAGUGAUGGCAAAAGAAAAACAUCAACUACAAAACAGAGACAACAAGAGAAAAAUGGCUCACCUCCUGGCAAUGGCCUUGCAUCAGCCACAAAUUCAGAGUUGAACCUGGCAGGAACAUCAAUAACAAACACUUCUAGGAAUCCAUCAAACCAAAAUACUCAUGGAAAGAAUGUUAUUAUUGAUAUGAGAGCCAUGUUGAAUAAUGCUGUCAAAGGUGAAUAUAUGGCAGUUACAGAUCCCUCAGAAAGACUAUUGAAGCCUCUUGGUGGAUUUGCUGGACUAACAGGAGAAUGGAGAGACUUGGCUGCUGUCAUCAGCAGGGAUAUUUACCUUCAUGACCCUGAUGUAAGAUGGGAUGACAUCAUUGGCUUGGAUGCUGCUAAGAGGCUUGUUAAGGAAGCUGUAGUCUAUCCAAUCAAGUACCCUCAGCUCUUCACUGGCAUUUUGUCCCCCUGGAAAGGACUCUUAUUAUAUGGACCACCAGGAACCGGAAAGACCCUGCUGGCCAAAGCUGUGGCAACAGAAUGCAAGACGACGUUUUUUAACAUAUCAGCCUCGUCCAUUGUGAGCAAGUGGCGAGGGGACUCAGAGAAACUUGUUCGGGUUUUAUUUGAGCUUGCGCGCUUUCAUGCACCGUCCACUAUCUUUCUUGAUGAGCUGGAAUCUCUGAUGAGUCAACGGGGAGCAGGUGGAGGAGGAAGCGAGCACGAAGGUAGCAAGCGAAUGAAGACAGAACUGCUCGUACAGAUGGAUGGUCUGGCAAGAUCAGAUGAUCUAGUGUUUCUCCUGGCUGCUUCAAACUUACCAUGGGAGCUUGAUCAUGCAAUGCUACGUCGUUUAGAAAAGCGAAUUCUCGUCGACCUUCCUAGUUUAGAGGCUAGGGAAGCCAUGUUGAAACAAUACCUACCUCCGUCAAUUCACUCAGGGGAAGGAAGUGUGGAGAUAAAAACAGAGAUCGACUAUGGAGAACUGGCAAAGCGCACAGAGGGUUACUCGGGCUCUGACAUUCGCCUUCUUUGUAAGGAAGCAGCCAUGAGGAAAGUCAGGAAGAUAUUCGACCUGUUAGAGAGUCACCAAGCUGAGGGAUCAGACGGCCGUGCAACACCGCUGCCAAGACUGGAAAUUGAGCCCGUGAACACUGAUGACGUAGAUGCUGCGUUGAAACACACAAAACCAUCCGCCAGGCAGCUAAAAGGCAAAUACCAAGACUGGCAAAAGGAGUACGAAUCCGUGUGAUGAAGUAGAGAGACAACGUAAGCGUCAUCCACCAUAUGGUCCACUAAUGUGACUUUUCAUCAUCGCCAUGGUAACACAAAGAUGAUCAUCUGAAAUGUUUGCCAGUGAUUGUCACUGCUCAGCGGUAUCCAACCAACGUGUCUUCAGAGUCGUUCACAAUUAGUCACCAGUGUUAUUUAUAGAAUGAACCUGAAUGUAUAUACAGCUCUCGAUAGAUAUGUGUCCAUAUGGACUGAAUCGCGGGAAACGUGUGCUAUUUGUUGACAGCCUCAACAAGAGGUCCAGCUAGAUUACAUGAUGAUCACACCCGCGCAAUGUUUAUGGAAUUUCUACUGAAUGCAUAUUUAUUUUUCGUCUAUUCUGCCUCAGUGACAUCAACAAAAUUAUCAUUAUAAAAUUCUCUUUCAAUGAAAUGAUACAUUGUGGAGAGUUAUUUUGGAAGAGUAAAGUAUCUAUUAACCAAAACUAAAUCAAUCUUGCAGCCAGUUAGAAAAGUAGUGAAUAUUAGAGUUAGCUCGCGAGAGGUGAAAGCUAGUGAACGUAUCCGACCGCGAUUUGUUUAGAGAGAGAUAAAAAUUUCGUUGUAGGCAACCCCAAGGUGCAGUAAUCCUCGACAGUUUUUCUCUCAUAGUACGCCGUAAUCACCUGAGAAAUUUUAUUAACAAGAAAUAGUGGAUGGGAAAUACAGUCAGAUUGUGAGAUUAAUUUUCCAAACGUUUGUGUUACGAACUUCAGAUAAAGCAGCACACACGGGAUACAAUGUUUAUAUGGAGUAAAAGCUUCCGCUCCAGGAUUUCCUAAACAUGAAGAUAGAUUGAUGCUGUUUCUGAGUUUUUUAUUUUGUAAAUAAACAGAUUCGUUUGAGA